Molecule: messenger RNA, 3346 nt
Organism: Microbotryum saponariae
Lineage: Eukaryota; Fungi; Basidiomycota; Microbotryomycetes; Microbotryales; Microbotryaceae
Source: the annotation of a GenBank genome assembly
AUGUCGUCCAAGACGGAACCACUGGCUUGGACACCCACCACCCCAGCCCAAGACCGCACAGAUCUGACGACUGCCAUGCUUCCCCCCACGUCGACGUCACUGCCCUCGGUCCCACCAACAGGAGCAUCACCGUCAUCGUCGUCUCCGCCGGCACCGCCGUCACUUUCCGCCGCCGACACAAGUCACGACCAUCCAGCAACCCCUUCAAGAGCCUCGACCUCGACGCCUUCGUUGGAUGUGUAUGCAGCAAGACAUCUCGCCUCAACUUCCCAUAUCCAGCCCACCGUCGAGUUCCGGUUCACGAACCCGCACAGGCCGGCAGGCGCCGUCGCUGGCGUAGGACAGACUGCGGGCAGCUCAGCAGCGAGCGCGCUCGACGAACGCGGUCGUACAAACCCGGCAACUUUGAGCAAAAGUCAUGCACCGAACUUUGAGCGCUUUAGAAAGGACAGCUUCAUCAACCAAUUUCGACUGGCAGCCUCAGGAGGCGUCAUCGGCUCGGCCGCUGUGAUCGCGAGGCCAUUCAGCUCCGCCAACUCCAACCCACGUGCUAGCACCCCCCAACAAGACACAGGCCGGGGCCACGACUCGAAAGCGUCGACCUGGCCUGCCGCCUCGGCCAAAAAGGAUGCUCUAAGGCAAGCUUCGUCUAUCGCCGGUGCUAGUUCGACAAGCGCCGUCACUCAAAACUCCUGCUUGCCAUCUCCCACUGAUGUUCAACGGGACGCGACGACACGUUCGGCAUCCCCUCGGACACCAUCGAAUUCGCGACCUUCGUCUGUCGCCCCGCCAGUGGUACCCGAAGGGAAGCAGCAUUCAGAAAACAAUCCGCCCGCGCCAUCGAAGCCCAAGAAGCCCCUCGCUGAAGAUCGCGCCUCUUUGAGCGGCUCCGGUCACGGCGCCGCACCAACCGGCAACGGGACGAGCGGGAUGAGUCUCCAGAAGCCGGGCGCUGGUCACCGCGGGCUGGAAAGAAGCAAGGAGGAACCAAAAUCCAAAAGGAUCAAGACGUCAGGUGGCACUGGCGGUGGAAGUGGGUCUGCCACCGAGCCCGGACGGACUGCUCGUCCAACGACUGCGCAGGACAACCCUUUGGCGAUGCAGGCUGGGGUGAUGCAGAAACUGAGCACGCAAAUGGUGCGUACCACUCCCGGCUGUGCUCAAUUCUACAUUACCUAGAAUCUCUUCUUUUACCCCGACAGUACAACGAGAACCUCGAGUACAAGCGUCGAUUGGAGCACACCGAGAGGAGGGUUCGCGGGCUUGAAGGGGAAAAGCAGGAGCUCAAGCAAACCUUUCGGACCAAGGUGGAAACCGCGCUGGAAAAGUCAGUUGCACGACUUUCAUGUCUCCAAAAACUGGGGGCUCAAAUGGCUAUCUAUCUUUUUCUCCAGGUAUGGUCAAGCUGGGUUGGCAAUGGCUCAAACCCAGAAGAAUCUUCAAGACGUGGCGGAGCGGCUGAAUCGUGAAUUCGAUCUUCGGGAACUUGAGGAAUUACGGCGGGAAAUUCAGGACUCACUCGGCAGUGAGUUGCACGGAGCACCUUCACUUUCUCUGGUGACCGUUUUUAUUCAUGCCUUAUUCUUUGGCCUCUGUUUGACAGCUCUGCAGCGAGACUACACCAAUCCCUCGGGCAGUCUGAUCCUCGAGCGAAUUGAAUCUACCAAGCUUGAGGUGAUCCGCCAACAACAGCAGGAGCUCAAGAAUCGCGACGACGUUAUCUCGCUCCUACGAGAGAAACUCGAGAUGAACACCGGCUUACUCGCCGAGGCGAAUGUUCAGCGUUCGGCGUUGGAGACUCAAGUUGGCAAACUCGAGGGUCAGGUUGAACAUCUUCAGGGAGUGGUUCAAGGGUUGGUGUCCAAAAGCGAAGCGGAGCGAGCGAAGCAUUGUCAAGAGGUUCAGGAGCGGGACUCAAUAAUCGCCGCUACUACCUCCGAGAAGGAGAAGCUGGUGACCGAGUGAGCAACAAUAUCAUUCUUCGAGGUGUAUUCUGGACCUGACCUGACACGCACUUUGUGCCCCCAGACUCGAAGCGUUGCAAACUCGACAUGAUACCGUCACUUGGCAAAAGGAGGAAUUGGACCAAUCGCACAUCCAAAAGGAAGACGAGAUCAAACAACUUGCAACAAAUCUACACACGUGAGUCUGAGCACUUUAUCCCGCUCAGAGCAUGCGGCACCCGCUGAAUCCUCGGUGUCGAUCAUAGCGAACGAAUGGAACUAGAGCGGCUUCGAGGCGUAAACGAAGGGCAGGAGAGGGAGGUGGAGACGCUGAGACCACUUAGGUAAGUGUGGUCCCUAGUUGUGUAUUUUGAGCUACCACGAUCAUAAGUCUAAUCAAACGGAAAGCUUGAUGUCUUUAGGGGGGAAGUUGAGGAAGCCAGAGCCGAGCUUGCGAAGCACAGGAGCCAGACCGACCAAACCAUUCAGGGCCUCCGGACCGACCUGUCCAAGCUUGAAGAUCUGUAAGUCGUCGAAAUGUACGAGGGCUAGCUCCUGUAUGAGUCAUGAUCCUCAUAAUAUCCCGAAUUUUCAGAGUCGCAACAAAGGACGAGGAAAUACAAAGCCAAGCUACCACGAACGCGAAGCACGUGGAGCGCAUUUCGAAUCUCGAAAGGACGGUGUCCAACUUGGAAGCGACGAACCAAACCGCUGCAUUGCAAGCUGUAAACCUCAACAACACCCUCGAAGCGUCCCAACAACAUGUUCUAGCUCUCCAAGCGGAUCUACAACGCCAACGUGAUACGAACCUUUCGGAUCAACUUGAAUUGGCCGCCAGUCGUAAGAACGAAAUCAACCUCGAACACGAAUUAGAGCAAGUCAAGAAAGCGCGCGAUGAAGCUUCCGAACGAUGUGCGACCCUCGUCACGAGACAAGAAGAACGCGAGCGACAAAAGGUCGAUGAAGUGAUGGCGAUGAUGGAACGUGAGCUCGCGAAGAGGGAUGCUGAUUUGGCGAGCAAGGAAGGGGAAUUGAAGCGGGCGCAGAAUAGGGUAGGAGUGGAGGAAAGGGCGAAGCAGAAAGCUUUGUUGCAGAUUGCCAAGUUGAAGCAGAGGCCGGUGAUUGAGAAUGAUGUAGGGUCGUCACCUAAUGGAUCGGCGGUGAAGGAGAGGGAAGGAAGUGGGGAGGAAGGUGGCGAGCUAGCAGGGGUGAGUUCCGAUGGUCGGUAUCCAGUUUUGCAAGUCGGCUUCGUGACUGGUCGUAUUGAAUCACAGGCUCAAUACAAUGGCGAUUCUCCCACUUUGAAUGCCCUGAAACCGCCCGCGAUCCCCGUCAGGGCUUCACGCGGCAGCGCGAGGCGAGCGGCUCCGGCGGCGACGAUAGCAAGUAGCAGCAGGCGAUAG